AUGGCCGACAGCGCCAGCGAGAGCGACACGGACGGCGGCGGCGGCGGCGGCGGGGCGCCCGGCGCGCUGCCCGGCUGCCCGGCGGGGCCCGGCCCGGCGGGGGGCGGCGGCGGCAAAGCGGGCGGCGUCGUGAUCUCGCCCUUCCGCCUGGAGGAGCUGACGAACCGGCUGGCGUCGCUGCAGCAGGAGAACAAGGUGCUCAAGAUCGAGCUGGAGACCUACAAGCUCAAGUGCAAGGCGCUGCAGGAGGAGAACCGCGACCUGCGCAAGGCCAGCGUCACCAUCCAAGCAAGAGCAGAGCAAGAAGAGGAAUUUAUCAGUAAUACCCUGUUUAAGAAGAUUCAAGCUUUGCAAAAGGAGAAAGAGACACUUGCAGUGAACUAUGAAAAGGAGGAAGAAUUUCUCACUAACGAGCUCUCAAGGAAGCUGAUGCAGCUACAGCAUGAGAAGGCUGAACUUGAGCAGCAUUUAGAACAGGAACAGGAAUUCCAGGUGAACAAACUGAUGAAGAAGAUUAAAAAACUGGAAAAUGAUACUAUUUCAAAGCAACUUACUUUGGAGCAGCUAAGACGUGAGAAGAUUGACCUUGAAAAUACGCUAGAACAAGAACAAGAAGCAUUAGUGAAUCGCCUCUGGAAGAGAAUGGAUAAACUUGAAGCAGAAAAACGAAUUUUGCAGGAGAAAUUAGACCAACCAGUGUCUGCUCCUCCCUCACCAAGGGACAUAUCGAUGGAGAUAGACUCCCCAGAGAACAUGAUGCGGCACAUCAGGUUUCUAAAGAAUGAGGUGGAGAGGUUAAAGAAACAACUGAGAGCAGCACAGUUGCAACACUCAGAGAAGAUGGCACAAUAUUUAGAGGAAGAACGUCACAUGAGAGAAGAAAAUUUGAGGCUCCAAAGAAAACUGCAGAGAGAGAUGGAGAGAAGAGAAGCCUUGUGCAGACAGCUGUCAGAAAGUGAAUCAAGUUUGGAAAUGGAUGAUGAGAGAUACUUUAACGAGAUGUCUGCACAAGGAUUAAGACCUCGCACUGUGUCCAGUCCAAUCCCUUACACACCUUCACCAAGUUCUAGCAGACCUAUAUCACCUGGUCUCUCAUAUGCAAGUCACACAGUUGGUUUUACUCCCCCAACUUCACUUACCAGAGCCGGUGUGUCUUAUUAUAACAACCCAGGCCUUCAUGUGCAGCAUAUGGGACCAUCCCAUGGUAUUACAAGGCCUUCACCACGAAGAAGCAACAGCCCUGACAAAUUCAAACGCCCCACUCCUCCUCCUUCUCCGAAUACGCAGACCCCGCUGCAGCCUGCUCCGCCCCCUCCGCCACCUCCCGUGCAGCCACCAGUCCAGUCGGCCUCUUUUCCACACUCGAUGCAUCCUUCAUCUCAGCCUUAGUGCACGCGCUCAGCAAAUCUGUCUUCAGAGUUGGACUCAUGACACCGAGCAGUUUACUACAAGCCAAAGGCUUACAACAGCAUAUUUGGAUUUGACUUAUUUGCACUGAAGUUAAUUGAGGCUUCACUGUUUAAUUGUGUUAUACAUGGGUUUUUUUUUUCCCUUUUUUUUC
Messenger RNA from Euleptes europaea (tarantolino), 1561 nucleotides. RefSeq names its product coiled-coil domain containing 6 (gene CCDC6). The record is from RefSeq and is a predicted model, not a curated record. Bases 1 to 1389 code for a protein of 462 amino acids. The transcript has 9 exons. Lineage: Eukaryota; Metazoa; Chordata; Lepidosauria; Squamata; Sphaerodactylidae.